GCACUGCACACACAAACACAGUACACGGGGGCAGACGGCGUCUUUUUCUGAGAUGACAUGGGACCGUCCAUCAUCCAGUGAGGAUAACAGCACCCACCUCCACCCACAUGAAGCGGCCCGCCCCUCUCUGCUGAGUCUGCUCCACCAACACACACGUACACCGACACACAGGGAGAGACACGACGCUCACUCAGGCAGCCGCAGCCUCUUUCGUGGCCUUGUCUCCCUUGCUGUCCUUGCUGUCCUUGGUGGCCUUGCUGCCUGUCUGCCUCUUGUUCUUCUUGUUGGUGUGUGUGUUGGGUCGCAGCACGAUGGUCUUGCCCUCGCCAUGCGACACAGUGAACCUCUUCUGGCCUGCCUCGCGAAACACACCCACCAGACCGAACUUGGGCCUGUGCGAAAAGGGCGACACCACAAUGCCCUUCAACUUAGGAAAACUCGCAAAGGCCGCAGCGGCCGCCUCAGCCAACGAGCGAAACAUGGCCUUGGCCUCAUUCUCACUCAAACGCAUCUCUCUGUAGCGCCUGCUCAUGUCGACCUCGAGAGCAGCCAGACGGCCGGCCAUCACCUGCCUGCCUGCCUCACCCUCACCACCGUACAACUGCCACUGCACUGAGUGAUGCACUUGGCCUGGCUGCUGUUCGGCAUCAAACAUGCCAUAGUGCCCAUUGUGGAGGGAGAUGGUGGCCUUGAUGGUCACGGCGAGGUCGCUGCCGGCAGCCGGAAAAAACGCACAGCCAGCAGGCACGAGACACAGCAUAGCAUCGGGGUCGGCACGGGCAGACAGAUCAAACUGCACAUGGUCGGCCGACGUCAGACCCGACAGCACAUCACCCACACCACGCUCAUAGAAUGCAGCACCACGCCCCCCAUCCUUCAACACCACAGACUCGACAUUCGGGAACAUCGACCCGCUGUUCUGACGGAUGUAGGCAGGCAGAUCAGACACCUGCACGUACCCGCUCGACUCGACAGUGAGCACACGAGCAGACGAGAAGACGACCGAGCCGAGCUGGGGGUUGCUCUUGGCAUAGUUGCCCUGGUUGCCGUGUGACUGCAGGGUCACGUGCUUGGCCUGCUGGCAGCAGACCCUGAGGGUGUCGAUGGCGGCUGUGAGGUUCUUGGCGCUCCCAGUGAAGGGCAGACGCACACGAAGGCCCUCCGGCGGGCCGUGGGCGGGGGCGUGGUUGUAGGUCUCGCUCGCGCCGUCGGCCAAACACGAGGUGCGAAACGAAUGCAACUUCUGCGGAAGCAACGACAACACAACACAACACAAAGGGAAAGGGGUGACUGCGCGUGUCAUAACACCCAUGGAUGGCUCAAAGGCCUACCUGGAUGGUGCCUUCUCCAUUGAUUUCGGGCAGGGCGAGCUCGACCUUGCGCAGCCCGUGUUUGUUGCGGGAGUUGGGGCCGGUAAAGAGGCUCUUGAAUUGGUCGACGGCCGGUCUGUUGUCCUGCUGUUGGCCCCCGAAGCGGUACCCGAAGUGUCCAUGGUAGAAGUUCCAGAAGUAGCCGUGGUACUGGUGGCGAUCCUGGAUGGUGAUGCGGCCUGUCAGACUGGUCAGGCUCUCGGCUGAUGCGGACAAGGAGCAACAGCCAAGAGUGGUGCCGACACAUGUGUGUGAUGUCUGCGAUAUAAGCCACCUGUCUCGGUGUUUUGGAUGCUUUCCUUGAUCUGGUCGAGGCGCACCAUGUCGUCACAGUUGGGGUCAUUCUGCAUGGAAAAAUGAAACAUCGCAUGGCCGAUGCAGGCAGCACGCUUCUCCUCUCUGCUCCCUCUGCCCACCGGAUCAUAGGUGAAGUGGAGCGAUGACAUGCCGGGUGCCGCGUUGUUGUUCAGCCAUGCGUCACGGGUGCCGUGUCCCGUGUUGUUGAGGUCCACCACAGUCAGAUGUCGCAGUGCCGGCAGCCGAUACCUGCGACCGCGCGUGACGUUGCCCCACACGUUGUUGACCGCCGCCGUGUGGAGCUCGGGGAAGGAGAGGGUGUUGCUGUUCCACUCAAGGUUGAUGUCCUCGUAGUCGUUCCUGUACGCCCGCCGCACCUUGCGUGGUCUGCCCUUGCUGUCCUUGGGUGGCUGGGUGGGGCCCUGCAGCUUGACCGUCUCGAUGUGGGGUGCGAACUGCUCGAGCAGCCGGACGAGGGUGGCAGUGGGGCGGUGGUACACAGCCAAGUGACGACACUCAGACAAACGAGCUGAAAAGCACAGAAACAAGGACGGAAUGACACAGACAGACGAGAGUGUGUGUGGUCUGCUCUACGUCACCUGGUAGUUUGUUAGCGAUGUGUUCGGGUGGGUCGGUGUGUAUGUCGAGAAUGGGGUGGACGGGGGCCUGUUGGCUGAGGGUGUGGAAGUGGGUGCAGACGGGGGCGAGUGAGGUCAUGAAAGGGUGGAAGCCGAGGUAUGCGCCCAGCCCCAUGCCCUCCUCGGUCGUCAUCCACAGCGCCUCAGGCAACUCCUCCAAACCAGAACGCAACUGAUGACAUACCACAGACACAGGGGAAAUGGGGGACAGUGAUCGGUGGACACCAUCUCCCUCCCCUGCCCCUCUCUCUCCGUGUGCCUGCGGUGGGACUGACCUCCUCUUUGUCCAGAUUGUUCAUUGUGUGUUGUAUGGCUUCGAGUUUCUUGAUGCAUGCUUCCAUCUGCUCUGCCGCCGCCCGUCAGCGUUGCGCACCUGCAUCUUGGCGUCCUUCAUCACCAUCGCCUUCCACACGCGGAAGUGACGCUCAACCUCCUGCAACAUACCACAAAGGCAAGGGAGGCCAGGAAGGCACGCCACAUCCAUAUAUGGUGUGCUGUGUUCGAUGUGUGUGUGUGUGUCGUUGCCCACCCACCUGUAUGCGAUUCUGUUUGGUCUGUGUGUCGGGUUCGGGAAUGGCCAUCUUGACAUCCAACACUUGCUCAGCCUGGACGAGUGAGUGAACAAACGAAUCAAUGAAUCAACACAACACAUUCAUCUGUUUCUCAUCUGCUCUCUCAUCCCCUCCCUCCCUGACUCUCUUGCUUUUGACUGCACCCACCCACGUGUGUACCUUUGCUUUGGCCUCGUUGAUCAUGUUGAGUUGCGCCUUUAGCUUCUGAGCCACCCUGGACAGAGCCUUCAACGCAUCCUCAGGACCAACCUCAAACACAUCCUGCACACACACAUGGGUGGGUGAUACAACACACAAACACAACGCCAAACACGUCCAUCUCGCUCCUUCGCACAUCUCCCCCUCUGUGUGUGGUCACACAUACCUCCAUGUCCACGUCAGGUGUCAGUGCCUUAGUCUUCUUGGCCCGCUUCUCACCCUUCUUGCCCACCCCAUCCUCCCCUCCCUUGCCCUUGACGGUCUUGUUGCCCUGGCGGCGCGCCUUGCGCUUGUUCUUGGCGCCCCGCACACGUCGACCCUCCUCCCAGUCGCUGCAGCCACUGCUGCUCUCACACGACGCCGUCAGCUCAUCCACUGCCUUGCGCUUCAUCUGCACAGCAGCCGCAGCAGAUGCAGCGGCCUGAAUGGCGGCCUGGCGCUUCGGGCGGGCAGGACGGGCGUCGGUCUGCAUCAGGGGCG
Vitrella brassicaformis is the source of this 3555-nucleotide messenger RNA. NCBI's taxonomy places the organism in Eukaryota, Vitrellaceae. The record is from the annotation of a GenBank genome assembly.